AUGUCGGAACAUUGCUGUUAUCUAUGUGACAAGAAUGGAAACUUUGAGAAGCUCUUUCGCAGUUGCAAACAUGACUCUGCCUGUCAUCAUUGUCUUCGAGAAUUAUACGUCACAAAGGCAAGGGACGUUUCCUUGUAUCCCCUGCAAUGUUUUCAUCCCGAAUGCGACCUGGCAGUUCGAAAUACUCAGAUUGAGAGGCUCGUCAAGACCAAACAAGAAUUGCAGAAUUAUCACUAUCUGAAUGCAAGUGCCAAAAUGAACAAGAUACGACUCGGGGAAAACUGGCGCGAUUUGCUGGACAUUGUCGAAGCCUUGGGUGGCUGUGAAAUCUGUCGAUGUCCGAGCUGUAACAUGCUGGUCACGAAAAGUGAAGGAUGCGAUCACAUGAUAUGUGCUUGUGGUGGAGAAUUCAGUUGGGCGGAGGCCUAUCUUACCAUGGAAGAAAAUUUCAAUUAUGACCUCCCAACCACCAUGAUCCCCAAAAAAGGCGCUGCGCCUGAUUCUGCUAGGACCAAGAAAAAAUUGCCAGCUCUUGCCAUGGACGACGAUCUUGUGCGAGAUCAAGAAGAUGAAUCAAAUGGUAACUUUGACUCCUUGUCGCGUCCAGCUGCGGGCCCCACUCCUAGCGUCAACACGCCAUGGACAUCAGUUCCCCAUAAACCUCUUGUUGACGAUGCGGUGGAGACUGAACACGAGGAGACGGCCAGUGCAGAAUCUCGUGAUAUUACAAGCUGGGAACACCCUGAGAACGAUGAAGAAGAUACAUGUAUGUGUAACAGCAGCCAAUCGUCCUGGGAAGAAAUCUCUGAAGUUUCGUCUGUUGUCAGCUUUCAUUCCAAGACUGGCAUGUCCUUUUUGGAAGUUGCUCGCUUGGGUCUGAAUGCCUCCGCUGAUACAAUGUUCCAUGAGAAAGAAGCAAAGGAAAAUCCGCCAUUGACGCAUCAAGCGAUAAGCCGCCAACCUCAAACGAAGUCGACUCCUCCUCCUGGGUUAGAAUCGUCAUCAUUAUUGGACUCGGUCGAUGAGAUGAGCGAAAUAUUCGAUUCCAAUUUCAUAUUGGAUGGCACAAAAGGCAUACGCGGAGGCAAGGAGAAAUUCAUGUUCAACCGUCAGCCAAAGAAAAAGUACCGCCAAUGGCGAUCCAAGAACCAAGUUGACAUGAUGCUGUCUUGUGGAAAGGAGGUACCACAAAAUAAUAUGAUCACUGAUCGCCAAGGAAACCCUGUUACACAAAAGAGUUUUCAAUAA
This is a messenger RNA of Cylindrotheca closterium, 1248 nucleotides long. The record is from the annotation of a GenBank genome assembly. NCBI's taxonomy places the organism in Eukaryota, Bacillariophyta, Bacillariophyceae, Bacillariales, Bacillariaceae.